This is a messenger RNA of Linum trigynum, 2507 nucleotides long. Lineage: Eukaryota; Viridiplantae; Streptophyta; Magnoliopsida; Malpighiales; Linaceae. The record is from the annotation of a GenBank genome assembly.
ACUACAAGAAAUUCAAUGGAUUUAUAAGGCCAGCUAAACAUCAAUAAUUAAAAGAGCUAGCUAGGACUUGUUGGGUUGGCUUUUUGAGCCUAAGUGGCCAAACCCCUUCUUCUCUAUACGAUGGCCGACCCGUCUCCGUGGCCCCCAUAACCGGACGAUGCGUCCACCCCUUGGUACAAAAUUUGGUUCCCAAAAACUAAGUUGGAAACAAGGCGACACAAUGGGGUGCCAAACGACCGGGUACCAAGGAGGAUACCAAAUGGAAGGCCAUCCAAAAACUAAGUCUGGAAACAAGACGGCACAACGGGGUGCCAAACGACCGAGUACCAAAAAGGGGGCCGCCCAAUUGGAGCCAAAGGGGUAUCAAGCCGACAAGGCAGGCUUGAUACCAAAAUACACAAAAAAAUGGCUAAGUAUGGAGCUAACAGGGUACCAAGCCGGCAAGACAGGUCUACUACCCAAGCAUGAAAUUUGGCUAAGUCUUAAGCCAAGAAGAUAUCAAGACGACAAGGCAGGGUCUGGUACCAAAGUAUAAGAAAAUUGGCUAAGUAUAGAGCCAAGACAUUAUUAAGCCAACAAGACAAGGCUAGUACCCAAGUAUGAAAUUUUCCCAAGUAUGGAAUCCCAUGGCCAGGGGGCGGUACCAGGGCUUGGUACCAAGACAUGAGGCUGGUACCCAAGUAUGAAAUUUGCUCAAGUAUGGAAUCCCAUGGCCAGGGGCGGUACCAGGGUUUGGUACCAAGACAUGAAAAGCAUGAAUUUGGCUAAGUGUGGAGCUAAAGGGUUACCAGGUCGGCAAGGCAGCCUCAGUACCAAGACCCCGACAAGGUACCAAGUCGGCAAGACAGGCUUGGAAGCCAAGCAAGGCGACAGGGUACCAUGACCCCAAGGGGCCAUGGCCAGGGGGCGGUACUAAGGCUUGGUACCAAAACAUGAGGCUGGUACCCAAGUAUGAAAUUUACCCAAGUAUGGAAUCCCAUGGCUAGGGGGCGGUACCAGGGUUUGGUACCAAGACAUGAAAAACAUGAAUUUGGCUAAGUAUGGAGCUAAAGAGUUACCAGGUCGGCAAGGCAGCCUCGGUACCAAGACCCUUACAAGGUACCAAGUCGGCAAAACAGGCUUGGAAGCCACCUGACCCCAAGGGGGUAUCAAGCCGGCAAGACUGACUUGGUGGCCAGGCAACAGGGGGCCAAGCCAGGUACCAACUAAGAGAGUCAUACAUAAACUAAGUCUGGAUAUCAACCCGACAAGAUAGACUUGAGAGCCAGGCAUCAUGGUAUCAAGCCAACAAGACAAGAAAUUCGACUAAGCCAUGGUGGCUAGCUGAGGUAGCCAACCCAACUAGGUACCAAACAGCCAUGGAUGGAUCGGCCAGGAUGCAGAGCUGAGCCCUUUUGGGGCUAUAUGGAGACAAAUUCCCAAUACAGGCUUGGUAUCACCUUAACGGGGUACCCGACCGGCAGGGUGCAACUUACCAACUUGACGAGUCUACAAAAACUAAGUAUGGAGACCAAGGCAGAGGCUUGGUGGUAUCAAGCUGAUGAGACGGCUUGGUAACAACCAAUAAGUUAAUGAGGAGUACUUGGUGUCAUGAGGUGGUAGCGAUCUCAAGAGCGGGGAUUCGUCAAGUAGUCGAGGGUGAGAUCAAGACCUCAUCAUGGUUCAUGGAGGCUAAGGGAAGAACCUCAACCCCAUCCAGUCAUGACAGGGAGACAAGGCUCAACACCAACCCAACCCGGCAUCGAGGCCAUCAAGUACCCACCAGCGCCAAGACGGAACAAGGGCCCCAAGGCGACGGUUACCAACUAGUCACCAAAGCAGGACAAGGGACCCCGAGGCGGUUUGGAGCAAGAGGCCAACUAGCAGUUACUAUGGCAUUUACCAAGGCAUUUACACCCGGUGGCUAUAAAUAGGAGAAACAAAGACGGGAAAAGGGUUCCACAACCAAACAUUUGACACCACAUGUCAAACUUAUCUUUUCUCUGCAAUGUAGCCAUAGCUGUAGCUUUUAGAUUUUGGAGCUCUCACUGAACCGCCAUAGGAGUAGAAGUAAUUUAACUUAGUUUUAUCAACCAUCAAAAUCAUCAAACACCCUCGUUCGAACAUUGUUCGGAGAGGUGUGAAUCGUGUUAUUAAUCAUUGUUCAAGAAGUCAAGGUGCAUUUAUUGAGUUCAAACACAAGUUUUUCCUCGCCGGAAAACACUUUCAUUUGUUUCUUUUCCUUUUUUUCUUGAGAGAACCACCACUUCUGCAUAUUCUUUAACCCUUGCAAACACAUGUCCAACUUUUAAGAACUACCUCCAACCCUCAUCUUAUUUCCAGCAGAAAACAUGAAAAAACCACUUGGGAACCUCAAAUAGUUGCAAAGAGCUGACUAGGGGACACCAGGACAGUCAAUUCGGUUGUGGGCUAAUCCUAUGCUUCUAUCAUCUUGACUAGUGGCAACGUGAAUGCUACACAUCAUGGAGAGGGAUCUAUCGCACAAGAAAGAAACGAGCAGACUCAAA